AUUUAUUUGUGCAGCCUUAACUUUUCUGCUGGUGGGCUCCACCCUCUGCCAUGCUGUGUGACUGCACAAAUAUUUGCUCUGGGAAACAGUGGGGGGAGUAGCUCAGUGCGAGGAAUAUGAGGCUGGGAUGGAGUGGAGGGCUAAAGCUGUUUAAAUUGGCUUAAGCUGUGCUGUUGGUCAGUGUCUAGCUAUGUCUUUUGGGCAAACGGUGAUCUAAGUUUCGUGGAAAUACUCAUCCCAGCAAUGGGCAAGGUCACUUCUUCUUCAAGCCAAAAUUAUAAUUAGCAAGAAACCUGAUACAGUUCCAGGGAUGAACAUCCACCUGCAUUCUCUCUUGCUAAAUAUGUUUACAUUUUACAUAUGCUUUAAAAAAAAAUACGGUUUCCAGAUUUAGCUUAGAAACGGCAAAAUGUUUGCAUAGCUUGUGCUAAUACAUCACUACAAAAUGAUUUUUCAAUUUAGUUGACUGCUUUGAUAAGAACGUGUUGUUUCUUUCCUCUCUAAAACAUAACUAUUAGACUUCCUUUAAUUAUUAAAAUGGUGCUCUCCCUGUGCCAAUGUUACAGUUCCUUGUAACCGCUGUGCACCUGGGUCAGAUUUCUUCCCUCCGUGCCCCAUGAUUUACAAAGGGUUUUGCAGCGCAAGAAACAAAUGCUUUUAGAUGUAAGAUUGGAUUAGACUUAAGUUGUUGGAGAGAAGGAAUAUGCAUCUGUUGUGAGAGGUGGAAAAUAUAUAGUAACUAAAAUAACGACACAGUAUUUUCUCCUCGUGGACUUUUUUCAACUGAGAAAUACAAAUGAAGUCAUAUUUUGAUAAAGAGCGGUAGUGAAGAUAUUUUAGUACUGACUUAAUUGAUACUUUUAAUCAGUAAGUCAUAGAAAGUGUGCUGCUGCUUCUUUUUUUCAGAUCUUACACUAAGGCUGCAAAAAUAGGAUGAUAAACUACAUCUAAUAAAGUCAUACAUGGGUAACUGCCCUUUAAACAAUAAACUGGGACCCAGUUUUGCUUUUAAGUGCUAUGCAGGUAUCAUAAGGACUCCAUUACUUCGAAUUAACCCCAACAUUUUCUUCUUGGUAAUUAAGCAUAACCAGUAGUUGGAGAUUUUAAUGUCCAUUAAACCAUGGGGUUUUUGCAGCACAAAACUUGUGGGACUACUGGUUAAUUAUGACUGGGAGCAUUAAUGACAGCUGUCCUGAAAUACAUUUGAAUUUAUCUCAACGUGUUUGGUGGAAGUAGCUUCAGGUUUUUCUUACUUUCGUUUUUCCUGCUCAUUACAAGGUCUCUCCUGCUGCUUCCUUACCUCCCAGCUCCUUGUCCUGCUGUUACACCCUCUCUACGGGCUGUGUGGCUUGGGUCCCUGUGCCACGCCUUCCCUUAUGGCCAGUGCCACUGCUUUGGAAUCUGCCUUUCUGGGAAUUUGUGGAAAACCAGUGCACAUGCCAGCCCACAAACAGAGCAUGAGCUUACCCUUCCUACAGAAACAAGGUGGAAGUAGCUCUGUCCUCAGUGUCUGCACCAUGUUUUUAAAAUUACACUUCUGUCAAGCCUUUCAGCGUGCCCUCUGCAAUCGUAGAGCCCGUCCCAAGCACCUACACUGCUGAGGGUUAGGCGGCUUUCAGUGUGAUGCUUACUAGACACAAGGCUUUGUUUAAAGAACAUGAAGAGUGUAUCAGAAAUUUACUGGGAAUCCCAGGAACCCUGGCUCUGGCUGUCUGUCCGUGUUCCAUUGGAUACUGCACUUUAACUAAGUUUCUCCAAGCAUUUUGGCCUUCCAAAGUUUCACUCUUUUUCAGGAGUUAACCAGUUUGGUGUGAGCAACAUGGUAUUGGUUGAAAAGACGAGAUGUUCCACAGAAACGUGUUUGUUCAUUUAAUUCAGGAUGAGAGAGCACAGUCUUAAACUGCUCCAGGAGAGGUUUGGGUUGGACGUUAGGAAAAGGGUGGUUAGACAUUGGAAUGGGCUGCCUAAGGAGGUGACAGAGUCACCGUCCCUGGAGGUGGUACUUGGUGCCAUGGUCUAGUUGACAGGCGGGUUUUUGGUCAUGGGUCAGACACGAUGAUCUCAGAGGUCUUUUCCAACCUAAUUGACUCUGUGAAUUAUUACUCAUGGAGGGGUGCGGGGCGGGAUGUUUCGUAAGGAUGGAAGGCAGCGGGACGGCGCGGCUCGGGCGCUCUCCGCACACGAGGGAGCGGGCCGAGCGGAGCCCGGGCGGGUCACGAGGCCGCCGCCGGCCCGUCCCCCCCCGCGCCCCGCCGCCACCUGCGGGCCGGGCCCGGCGGAGCGCCGGCCGCCGCCCCGGGGCGUGUCGUGUCGUUCCGAGCCGAGCCGCCCGGCCCCGCGGUGAGUCACCGUCCGGGGCCCGGGCACAACUUCCCCCUCUCGACAGGAGCCAUUUUAGCUGCUCGACGCUGCGGGGAGGCCGGGGUGGCGCCGCGGGCCCCGCGGCCGGGCGUGGUAAAAGUUAUCGAGGCAGGAAGAACAUCUCAGGAAAGGAUUUUUCUUGGUUUGUUUUGCUUUGAGAAGAGAAGAACACAGGAACACUGAUGAUCUAAGGAACACAAACAUUGAUACUCGAUCCAUUUUGUGAACCUGCCUUUCUGCCCAGCUGGACCUCAGUGAAGCUCUCUGUUCUUUCACAUUCAAGAACGUUUUUCUUUGUAUGUGGAGCUGAGACCUGGGAAUGCGUUAUUAUGGCAGCAGUUGUACAGCAGAAUGAGCUUGUGUUUGAAUUUGCCAGCAACGUCAUGGAGGAUGAGCAGCAGCUUGGUGAUCCAUCUAUUUUUCCUGCUGUCAUCGUGGAGCAUGUUCCUAGUGCAGAACUCCUACAUAACUACUCUGGCUUAACCUGCGUGGAUGAACCUAGUGACAUGAUCACUGAGAACUCUCUGGAUGUUGCAGAAGAGCAAAUCAUAGAAGAUGAUGAUAUCACCCUCACAGUUGAAGCAUCUUGUCAUAAUGGAGAUGAAACAAUGGAAACAAUUGAGGCUGCUGAAGCACUUCUUAAUAUGGACUCCCCUGAUCCUAUGCUGGAUGAAAAAAGAAUGGCAACUAUGUUUGGUGCAACUGAAGAGGAAGAAAUGGUGCCUCCUAUCACACACGUGUCAGUCACGCUCGAUGGGAUCCCUGAGGUGGUGGAAGUUCACCAAGCCCCAGACCCUUAUGCUGAGUCACCAGAGACUCCAGAAUUUGAACAACCAAAGAAGAAAAAAGGAAAGAAACCAAAGCCGUCUCGUUCUGAGUCCCCUACUACAACUCCAAACAUAUCUGUGAAAAAGAAAAACAAAGAUGGAAAGGGAAAUACAAUUUAUCUCUGGGAGUUCUUACUAGCACUGCUCCAGGACAAAGCUACAUGUCCUAAAUAUAUCAAAUGGACUCAAAGAGAAAAGGGCAUUUUCAAACUGGUGGAUUCCAAAGCUGUGUCCAGGUUGUGGGGAAAACACAAAAACAAACCUGACAUGAAUUAUGAAACAAUGGGUAGAGCUCUCAGAUACUACUACCAAAGGGGAAUCCUUGCUAAAGUAGAAGGUCAGCGCCUGGUGUAUCAAUUUAAAGACAUGCCAAAAGAUCUCAUCUAUAUUGAUGAUGAAGAUGCCAGCCCUAGCACUGAAUCAUCAGAUUCAACUCUGCUCUCACCUGCUGUGGCCAACAGAAACCAAUCAAGCAGAACUAGAGCGUCUGCAAAUGCAGGAACAAAGGGAGGAUCAGCCUCAGUGGUAAAAACAGGAAACUCCAAGCCUGCUAAGCUGAAGGAGCAAGUGGAAGUUGUACAGCAGCAGACAUCUGGCUUGAGUUCAGAAGUUUUGAGGACAAUACAAUCUCCACAGCCAGUACAACCUGCUCAGCUUUUUCGGACAGUUCAUGUAAUGCCGUCAUUGCAGCCCCUCACAGAAGGACAAGCAGCUGUAACCAGUAAUGUUCCGGAUGAAUCGUUAAAUUCCUCAGUUCAGAAUAUAAGCAGGACUUUGCAGACUCCAACCCAGGUUCCAGUGGUUGUUUCUCCUGGAAAUCAGCAGCUGCAUACUGUAACACUCCAGACAGUGCCUCUUACUACAGUGAUAGCCAGCACAGAUCCAGCCUCAGUAACAACAGCACAGAAAUUCAUUUUACAAGCCAUUCCUACUUCCCAGCCCAUGACGGUUCUUAAAGAAAACAUCAUGCUACAGUCUCAGAAGCCAGUCUCACCUCCUUCCUCGAUUGUGCUGAGCCCAGCACAAGUUCAGCAGGUGCUCACCAGCAGCGUGCAGACAAUUUGCAAUGGAACAGUCAACAUGGCUUCAUCUCCAUCCUUCAGCUCCACCAGCCCCGUGGUGACGUUCUCGCCCAGCAGCUCGCAGGUGGUGUCUCAGCCUUCGGGCACGGUGAUCACUUCGGUCAUUAAAGCCCCGGACACGAAGCAGGCUGGCCUACAAGAAGAGGAAAAGGAGGAGAGUGACAAAGUAGAAGAUACUGAGCAGUCAGAGCAGGGAUUCCAGCAGCAACCAUUUGUGAUGGUAGUGUCCAGUUCAAAUAAUUUCCCAUCUAACGUGCAAGUGAAGCAAGAAAAUGAGCCAUUGGAACCCAAUUUGUAUUGAUAAUUAAAUAAUUACAAAAAAAAAAGACCCUGUGGAUGAUUAUUUUCAUAAAUGUGAUGGGACCUUUUCAGUUAUGUAUAUAUUAUUUGAUUCUGAAGCAUGAUGUUGCAAAGCUACUAAAUUUCUGCAGUUAAUUCUUAGAAUUCAUGCUUUAGGAUGGAUUUUGAUUUUCUGUUAAUUGCUAAAUGUUAUCAUAUAAAUAAAAUUAUAUAUUACUCAUUUUUCAAAGUACAGGCAUGAAGGAACAUGCUUUUUAUGCUAUGAAGACUUUCUCCUGAGGGUGUUGGCCAAAGUUUCAAACUUCCCUUAUUUUGUUGUCAGUCUGUUGCCGAUUUACAUUGCAGUAAUGUUAUUGUAACCUUUUCUGUUUAAUCUGUAUUUGUAUCACCUUUGGAAGCAGCAGUUAGUUUUAGUAAGACAGUUUCAUUCCAUGUGUUUGAAUUUUUAUGAUCGAGUAUCUGUUUCAUAUCAGUGAAUGACAUCAGUUUUAGACUUCGAUAACCAGGUAUCCUCUUGCAUUUUUUGCAGCACAAGCUCUUGUGUGUGCAAAAUUGAAUAUACACUCCUAUUGAGAGUACUCAAAACAUAUAUUCCAGAAAUGGACAAUGCCAUGUCUAUAUUUUAUAUGAAAACAUCAGAUAUAUUUAAUUACAGAAGCUACCGGCAUCACUACAGGUGCAAUGUUUCAUGCCAUUUUGCACCUAUGAAUCUUAACAAUCUUGCUUUCUACUUCAGAUUAUUUUGUAAGGGGGGAGGGAAAUUGAAUAUAUACAAUUUAUGCAGUUUUUUGGAGAUUAAUACUGCUAAGACUUCUUGUUUUUGAUUGUAAAUACUGUAUAUUCAAUGUUGCAGGGAAGUUUUUUCAGCUAAUUUUUUUCCAUACAAAUUUUUGAUAGAUGCAAAUAAGAUCAAUAAGAUCCUUAUGUUUAGAGGUCUAAUGUUAUAUGUAUUCAUAUUACUGAGUGACUUUGUAUUUAAAGACAAAUUUUUAAAUGAUGGAGCCCAUUGAACCUUGGGUCCUUCUUUUGUAUUUUUAAUUGGUUUAUUAUGAAAAUAAAUCAAAUGGAAAAACUCUUUUCUGUA
Molecule: messenger RNA, 5654 nt
Organism: Motacilla alba alba
Lineage: Eukaryota; Metazoa; Chordata; Aves; Passeriformes; Motacillidae
Gene: ELF1
Product: E74 like ETS transcription factor 1
Exons: 9
Coding region: 2691-4571 (626 amino acids)
Biological process (GO): regulation of transcription by RNA polymerase II; cell differentiation
Cellular component (GO): nucleus
Molecular function (GO): DNA-binding transcription factor activity, RNA polymerase II-specific; sequence-specific DNA binding
Source: RefSeq, a predicted model, not a curated record